UUCAUAUUUGCAAUAGAGAUCGAUUUUCACAAUUUUCAAAAAAAAAAAAUAGUUUUUAGAAUGUAAAACUUUGGAAUAUAACUUUGUAAUUUUGGUUGAAGCGCUAUUGAAAGAGUUCAGAUUAACUCUGAUGGAUAAAACAAAUGAGUUUCGACGUAUUGAAAAGGGAAUCAUUCGAAAGGCGGUACUGCUAAUAUUUGUAUUGUUGCUUUGUGAAGUGGAAGGAAGAGACAAUGAUGGUGAAAGACAGAAUUCUUGCCGAACAGUUACAGCUGAUAAGGACAUUCAGAAUCUCAUAGCGUCUGGUCGCAGAGUAGCAGAACCAUGCCCUUGUAUCGAACAGAAAAUUAUGCUAGAUAAUACGUUUGAGAAAACAGAAAAUUGUUACAGACAGUGGUUCUUCCAAGAAGGUGCAAAGCAAAUGUGUUGCUACAGUGAAAAUGGUAACCUGAUAACUGGAGGUUCAGCUGCUGGCUAUCUUCUACUUGAGACAAAGGAAGAAGUCAUUGAAAAAGCUCAUCAAGAUUGUUGCGGAAACGAUUCAACUAUAUACGAAGAGUCAUGCCAAUCAUUCAAUGAAAUCAAUCCACCUGACAAUUGCAGUGCAUAUCUUCCACCGUCAACAGUUAUAUCCUCGGGUGAUCCUAGGAUUGAAACAAUAGAUGGAAAUAGCUAUGAUUUCAAUGGACACGGAGAAUACGUAUUUCUCACUGAUAAUACUAACUUUGAGAUACAAUCUAGGACUGGGUACGUGGUGAAAGGAAAUAAUGAUUCAACGAUAUUUACAGCUUUCGCAUUGUCUGACAAAAAACAUGACGAGCAAAUAGAACUCCACUAUGAUAGAGGUGCAAAUGACAUACGCUUCUACCGAAACGGCAAAUAUAAUGAGAUUUGUAACGCAUCAUCUCUAAAAGGACACGGGAGUCUAUAUCCUUGUGAAGGGCCUAAACAAUACAACUGUUCAAUUCUAGCAGGCGGUGGAAAAAUUAUAGUCCAAAAAUGUGGUUUCGGUGACUAUGCCCAACAGAUAACUUUCAAAACGGAUAAUUUUAUGAGUAUAGAAAUCACCACAAAACACGUUAGUACGAAAAACUUAACUGGGCUUGCAGGACACCAAGAAGACGGUUUCUACGUAAUGCGAAAUAAGUCACGAGUAGCUGUAAAUGCAUCUGCCUCUAAGUUGUUUGAUUUUGCAGAAUCGUGGUCUCUACGAAGCGUGUCAGACAGUAUUUUCAAAUAUAACACGACAGGUGGAAAUUUUACAUCAUAUAACAAACACCAUACUCGUCCAAAAUUCCUUGAAGAUUUGUUGGGAAAUCUGACAGCUCUGUUCGAGAACUUUACGCAUUCAAACAUCUCGAAAUUCAACAACACAUGCAGGGAUUAUUGGAACAAUGAGCCUAACGAGCAGUGUUUGCUCACGAUAGCAAGAACAAGAAAUUACAGUCUUGGAGUAGCAGUAAUGAAAGAAGGAAAUUCAACACGACGCAAGUGGGAAAUACUGCACAACAAAGCUCCAGAAUUUUUGGACGGAUUCCCACAUAAUAUAACUGUACAGUAUAAAAAUGGAUUUAUCUGGUCGAUAAAUAUAACGGACUUCGUCACAGAUGAUCAUACUGAACAUCAAGACCUUAAAUUUGAAGUUCAGACGAAACUGCCGACGUCAGAGUACACAAUUGAGAAUGAUACUGGUAUAUUUACAUGGACAGUUGGCACUGGUUUAAGGUAUAUAGACACAGAUAUCGUAUUCUUCGUUAUAGACGGUUUUAAUGCAAAAGCACAAAGAGCAGUAACUAUCAAUUACUGUGGAUGUGAGGAACCGGAACAAUGCUCUUCUGUCACGUCUAAUUCAAAUUCGACAGAUAAUGUAAAAAAAGCAUCCUGUAAUUGUCCAGAAUAUGCUACCGGAUUGUACUGCGAGAAAAUAAAAGACACAUGUCCAGAUAAUGAAUGCUACCAAAAUGAUUUAUGCAAUGCGACGACCUACCGACUAUUAGACAGCUGGCCAUGUGCUCCAUGUCCGAAUGGAAGACAUCAAGUAAUGACUCUAAAAACAACAAACUUGUGA
Messenger RNA from Mercenaria mercenaria, 2068 nucleotides. RefSeq names its product mucin-like protein. NCBI's taxonomy places the organism in Eukaryota, Metazoa, Mollusca, Bivalvia, Venerida, Veneridae. The record is from RefSeq and is a predicted model, not a curated record. Bases 131 to 2068 code for a protein of 645 amino acids. The transcript is spliced from 11 exons.